AUGCGCGAUCUGCCCCAAGGUGAUGGACCAAACUGCUCCCGGUUUUUGCUGAAUGCCAUCUUUGCCUGCGCAAGCAAAUUUUCCUCGCGCAUUGAUAUACGCGAUGACCCAGUCGACCCAGCCACGACAGGCCGGCGUUUUUUUCGCCGGUGUGACGACCUUCUAGCCCAGGAAUCACAUCUUAUCCGUCCAAGUAUUCCAACAAUAAUUGGACUUUUGCUCCUCGGGUCUACGUUUAAUGCCCGUGGCGAAACUUCAAAGGGCUGGUUAUACACAGGCUAUGCUCUGCGUAUGGUGUAUGAUUUGGGAUUACAUCUCGACCCCAAGGAGACCAAUGAUGACGCAGAAGAAAUGGAAAUCCGUCGCCGUGUGUUUUGGGGUGCUUUUGUCUGUGACAAAAUACAAAGCCUCUACCUCGGCCGGCCUGUCGCUAUGAACCUGCGCGACUCGCAUGUCAGUCGUGAAUUCCUUGAUACAUUCGAGGAACAUGAGCUUUUCAUACCACCCCCCAACUCGAAAUUGCAUACCCCAUCCUCACAACCCACGAUAUAUUCUGUGUCUACUUUCCAACAGCUCUGUCUCCUAUCCAGGAUCAUGACCAAAAUCACCAAUCACUUCUACACAGUCGGAGGAGUGCGGUCCCCGAGCUCCGCCACGGCCAGUCUCCAACUCGCGGACAAUGCCCUCAAUUCCUGGAAAGAAAGCCUUCCACCCGAACUAGACUUUAAGCCAUGGUCACAUUCCGUCCAUUCAAAAUCACACCCGGCUCCCAAUGUAAUGAACCUCCACGGCAUCUACAACUCCCUUAUCAUCCUCCUCCAUCGACCCUUCAUCUCCGAUGGCCAUCUACGAUCCAUUACAACAUCAGCUUCAUCAUGGAGCCGCUGCACCGUAGCCGCAAAUAACAUCACGAGCAUCUCACUGGCCUAUAAAUCCGCAUACGGUCUCCAUGGCGCACCUUAUAUUCUUAGCUACGCUAUCUACGUAGCAUGCACAAUCCACGUCCGCAACGCCUUCGCAAACGCCCACCACAAGGAACAUGUCUCCCGCUUAGCAGCAGGUCUGACCUGCCUCGAUGAGAUCUCAGUGGCGAAUCCUGGCGUCUGCAGACCUGCGAGCAUCAUACGGAAAUUGGCCGAGGCAAGCAAACUUGACCUUUCUGUGGUUCAUACAAUGACUCCUGCUUCUCAAGUUGAGAUUAUCUCUCCGGUGGAUGGGUUGAAUGGUGGAUUUGAGCUAGAUGCUAUCGUUGGGAUGUUCCCGAGCAGAUCGUCUGUUUUUGGUAAUGGUCUGGAGUUUUCUACUGGGCAGGAACAAGAUACGGAGUUGUUUGGACUUGAUAUUCCGUAUGAUCCGUUGUUUGGGUUUAUGGAUGCUUCGCUGGAUUGGCCUGGGUCGGAGACGGCUCUUUUGUUUGAUGCAUGA
This is a messenger RNA of Penicillium concentricum, 1425 nucleotides long. RefSeq names its product fungal specific transcription factor domain-containing protein. The transcript has a single exon. The coding region runs from base 1 to 1425 and encodes 474 amino acids. The record is from RefSeq and is a predicted model, not a curated record. Lineage: Eukaryota; Fungi; Ascomycota; Eurotiomycetes; Eurotiales; Aspergillaceae. Gene Ontology annotation, molecular function: DNA binding; zinc ion binding. Gene Ontology annotation, biological process: DNA-templated transcription.